AUGAAGUAUGGAGCAGAGUUAACUGUGGCUGUGCCAGACUGUGUGGAUCUGCUCCGAUCUAGUCGCAACACCAGACCAAGGCCCCGUCGUGUACACGAGGCUCGACGCGUCAGUGACCUUGGCAACAGAUUGGUCGCAGGCCUAUUGCCGGCGCAUUGCAGCAGCCCCUUUUCUUCGUGCAUCUCUGCGGCUGACGUCCGCAAGGCUUAUUUUAAGCCGACUACUUGUGAUGGUAGCGCCGGUAGAAAAACAAUUAAACUAAUCUUAUUCUGCGAGUUGGAUGGUUCGGUCUACGACUCGCCAUCAAUUUUGAUCCUUGCCACCAGCCUAGAGCCAGUCAUCAGUUUCGCGAACUUUUUGUCAGUCUCAAGUUUAUACGAAGAACUGUUGGUCUUCAAGGUCUCUUUUUGUGUAGUUUUCAAUUUCAAGGGCAUGUGUGUCUGA
Molecule: messenger RNA, 444 nt
Organism: Protopolystoma xenopodis
Lineage: Eukaryota; Metazoa; Platyhelminthes; Monogenea; Polystomatidea; Polystomatidae
Source: the annotation of a GenBank genome assembly